CCUCCUGGAUUGUUGUUCUUCGGUGGUGCGUUCAGGGCCCCGGAACCAUGGAGCUGUCGGAUAUCUCUUUCCCCAUCCCGGCCGCGGAUGACUUCUACGACGACCCGUGCUUCAACACCAGCGACAUGCACUUCUUCGAGGACCUGGACCCGCGGCUGGUGCACGUGGGCCUGCUGAAGCCGGACGACUCCUCCUCCUCGCCCUCGCCCUCCCCCUCCCCUUCCUCCACCUCCUCCUCGUCCUCCCUCGCGCACCACCACCACCACCACCACCGCGCCGAGGCGGAGGACGACGAGCACGUGCGCGCGCCCAGCGGGCACCACCAGGCCGGCCGCUGCCUGCUGUGGGCCUGCAAGGCCUGCAAGAGGAAGACCACCAACGCGGACCGGCGCAAGGCGGCCACGCUGCGCGAGCGCCGGCGGCUCAGCAAGGUGAACGACGCGUUCGAGAGCCUGAAGCGCUGCACGUCGGCCAACCCCAACCAGCGGCUGCCCAAGGUGGAGAUCCUGCGCAACGCCAUCAGCUACAUCGAGUCCCUGCAGGCGCUGCUGCGCGGCGGCGGCGGCCCGGACGACGGCUUCUACCCGGCGCUGGAGCGCUACAGCGGGGACUCGGACGCCUCCAGCCCGCGGUCCAACUGCUCCGACGGCAUGACGGAUUUCAACACCCCGACCUGUCAAUCAAACCGCAGAGGAAGUUAUGACAGCUCUUAUUUCUCCGAGACUCCAAAUGGCGGUCUGAAGAGCAGCCGGAGCUCGGUGGUCUCCAGUCUGGACUGCCUGUCCAGCAUCGUGGAGCGGAUCUCCACAGACCACAGCAGCCUGCUGCCUCCUCCUCCUCCUCCUCCUCCUCCUCUUGCCUCCGCCGGCCCCGGGCUCUCGCUGCCGGCCCCCGUCGCCGAGGCCCCGGGGCCCCCCCACGCCCCCCCACCGACCGCCAGCCAGGACCCCAACCUGAUCUACCAGGUCCUCUAG
Messenger RNA from Cyclopterus lumpus (lumpfish), 974 nucleotides. RefSeq names its product myogenic differentiation 1 (gene myod1). NCBI's taxonomy places the organism in Eukaryota, Metazoa, Chordata, Actinopteri, Perciformes, Cyclopteridae. Bases 48 to 974 code for a protein of 308 amino acids. The record is from RefSeq and is a predicted model, not a curated record. Gene Ontology annotation, biological process: muscle organ development; regulation of transcription by RNA polymerase II; positive regulation of myoblast differentiation. Gene Ontology annotation, molecular function: DNA-binding transcription factor activity, RNA polymerase II-specific; protein dimerization activity; RNA polymerase II cis-regulatory region sequence-specific DNA binding. The transcript is spliced from 3 exons.